GUGACCGGCCAACAUGGCCGCCCGCGGAGACUGCCGCCGGGCGGGGCAGGACUCGGAGCCGGAGUCCGAGCCGGGGCCCGGGCCGGAACGUGGGCCCGAGGCCGGCCUAGAGUCGGGCGAGGAGUUCGAGAUCGUGGACCGGAGCCAGCUGCCGAGUCCCAGCGAGCUGCGGAGCGCGGCGCGGCCUCGAGCGGCCGACGGCUGGUCGGCGCCCAUCCUGACGCUGGCGCGCAGAGCCACCGGGAACCUGUCGGCGAGCUGCGGCCACGCGCUGCGCGCGGCCGCGGGGCUGGGAGACGGCGGCGGCGGCGGCGGCGGGGAGCGCGCAGCUUCCAAAGGCCAGGUGAUGGAGGAGCGUGCCAACCUGAUGCACAUGAUGAAACUCAGCAUUAAGGUCUUACUCCAGUCUGCCCUCAGCCUGGGACGCAGUCUGGAUGCAGACCACGCCCCCUUGCAGCAGUUCUUUGUAGUGAUGGAGCAUUGCCUCAAACAUGGGCUGAAAGUUAAGAAGAGUUUCAUUGGCCAAAAUAAAUCUUUCUUUGGUCCUUUGGAGCUGGUGGAAAAACUUUGCCCUGAAGCAUCAGAUAUUGCCACCAGUGUCCGGAAUCUUCCAGAAUUAAAGACAGCCGUGGGAAGAGGCAGAGCUUGGCUUUAUCUUGCUCUCAUGCAAAAGAAACUGGCAGAUUAUCUGAAAGUGCUCAUAGACAAUAAGCCUCUCUUAAGUGAGUUCUAUGAGCCUGAGGCAUUAAUGAUGGAGGAAGAGGGGAUGGUGAUUGUCGGUCUGCUGGUGGGACUCAAUGUUCUGGAUGCCAAUCUCUGCCUGAAGGGAGAAGACUUGGAUUCUCAGGUCGGAGUGAUUGAUUUUUCCCUCUAUCUGAAGGAUGUGCAGGAUCUUGACAGCGGCAGAGAGCAUGAAAGAAUUACUGAUGUCCUUGAUCAGAAAAAUUACGUGGAAGAACUUAAUCGGCACUUAAGCUGCACAGUUGGGGAUCUUCAAACCAAGAUCGAUGGCUUGGAAAAGACAAACUCAAAGCUUCAAGAAGAGCUUUCAGCUGCGACAGACCGAAUUUGUUCCCUGCAAGAAGAACAGCAGCAGCUGAGAGAACAGAAUGAAUUAAUUCGAGAAAGAAGUGAAAAGAGUGUGGAGAUAACAAAACAGGACACCAAAGUUGAGCUGGAGACUUACAAGCAGACUCGGCAGGGCCUGGAUGAAAUGUACAGCGAUGUGUGGAAACAGUUGAAGGAGGAGAAGAAAGUCCGCCUGGAACUAGAAAAGGAGCUGGAGUUACAGAUUGGGAUGAAGACGGAGAUGGAAAUUGCCAUGAAGUUACUGGAAAAGGACACGCAUGAGAAACAGGACACGCUGGUCGCCCUCCGCCAGCAGCUGGAGGAGGUCAAAGCAAUUAACUUACAGAUGUUUCACAAAGUCCAGAAUGCAGAGAGCUGCUUACAUCAGAAGGAUGAAGCCAUCGCAUCUUUUGAAGGAAAAACCAAUCAAGUGAUGUCCAGCAUGAAACAAAUGGAAGAAAGGUUACAGCAGGCAGAAACGGCCAGACAGGGGGCAGAGGAGCGGAGCCACAAGCUGCAGCAGGAGCUCGGCGGGAGGGUCACUGCCCUGCAACUACAGCUGUCCCAGCUCCGGGACCAAUGCUCAGGUCUGGAGAAAGAACUGAAGUCAGAAAAAGAACAAAGACAAGCUCUCCAGAGAGAGUUACAGCGUGAGAAAGACACCUCCUGCCUGCUCCACACAGAGCUGCAGCAAGUGCAAGGACUGAAGAAGGAGCUACGGGAGCUCCAAGAUGAGAAGGUGGAGUUGCGGAAGGUCUGUGAGGAGCAGGAGCAAGCCCUCCAGGAGAUGGGACUGCACCUCAGCCAGUCUAAACUAAAGAUGGAAGACAUAAAAGAAGUAAAUAAGGCACUGAAGGGACACACAUGGUUGAAAGAUGAUGAAGCGACUCAUUGUAAGCAGUGUGAGAAGGAAUUCUCCAUUUCCCGGAGAAAGCACCACUGCCGAAACUGUGGCCACAUUUUCUGCAAUACCUGCUCCAGCAACGAGCUCGCCCUGCCCUCCUACCCUAAGCCAGUGCGGGUGUGUGACAGCUGUCAUACCCUGCUCCUGCAGCGCUGUUCCUCCACAGCCUCCUGAGGCCAUCAGCCCCACCAGUAGGGACCUUGGCCCGUUGACCUCCAUCCUCAGAAUGGAGGAAAGCCUCAGGUACAGUGCCAAACUCUGGGUCUCCAGAGACCUGCAGGGGCCCAAGAGACUCACAGGAAAGAAUGAAAUCCUCCCCAAU
This is a messenger RNA of Acomys russatus (golden spiny mouse), 2294 nucleotides long. RefSeq names its product RUN and FYVE domain containing 1 (gene Rufy1). The record is from RefSeq and is a predicted model, not a curated record. Gene Ontology annotation, biological process: protein transport; regulation of endocytosis. Bases 14 to 2146 code for a protein of 710 amino acids. Gene Ontology annotation, molecular function: metal ion binding. The transcript is spliced from 18 exons. Gene Ontology annotation, cellular component: cytoplasm. NCBI's taxonomy places the organism in Eukaryota, Metazoa, Chordata, Mammalia, Rodentia, Muridae.